CUCGAGUCUCUUGACAACCGAACUCUUGUCGUAGCACCAAACUCGCCAUUUUUACCAGCAAAAUAAUAGCUCCCCAAAUCACCAUCCAAAUGUCAAAGAAGAUACUGAAAGCCGCCAGCGCCGAGAUGGAGAUGAAGAAGAUGGCCUUCGCCGCGCUCCUCGCCUUCCUCGUCGCCGCCGCCUCGGCCACCGCGGCGCUCGCCUCCGAGGCCGCGGCCGCCGGCGCUGCCGGCGCCGCCGCACCCGGCGGCGAGGGCGCCACGGGCGCCGCGGCCGCCGGCCCGGCCACCAGCGCCGCCUCCGCCCUCGCGGCCGCCCCCGUCGCGCUCCUCGCCUCCUUCCUCGCCUACUACCUCCACUGAUGCAGUGCCCGCCGAAUCGAUCCGUCCGUUCGUUCACGUUUUUAGGUGGUUGCUGCUGUGAUGGAGGAAGAAGAACAGAGGGAGGGAGGAGGAGGAGGAGAGCAGCAUCGCAUUCGCAUUAGUCGCGCGCACGGGUCUCUCUCUUCGUGCGCGUGAACAAAAUAUCGGGGUGCUUUUUGUUUUUUUAUAUUGAUUGAUUGAUUGAUUCGUGCUGUGUUGUGUUUAUUCAUUAUUAUCGAUCUAGUGUUUAUUUCUUUUCAUGAUCAUCAUCUAGUGUAUGCUUAAUCGUAUUGUAAUAUCAAUUGAAUUGUUUCCUCUA
Molecule: messenger RNA, 681 nt
Organism: Brachypodium distachyon (stiff brome)
Lineage: Eukaryota; Viridiplantae; Streptophyta; Magnoliopsida; Poales; Poaceae
Product: repressed By RIM101 protein 1-like
Exons: 2
Coding region: 90-362 (90 amino acids)
Source: RefSeq, a predicted model, not a curated record